Salarias fasciatus (jewelled blenny) is the source of this 1127-nucleotide messenger RNA. RefSeq names its product post-GPI attachment to proteins 2 (gene pgap2). Gene Ontology annotation, cellular component: Golgi membrane; endoplasmic reticulum membrane. The transcript is spliced from 6 exons. Bases 301 to 1059 code for a protein of 252 amino acids. Gene Ontology annotation, biological process: GPI anchor biosynthetic process. The record is from RefSeq and is a predicted model, not a curated record. Lineage: Eukaryota; Metazoa; Chordata; Actinopteri; Blenniiformes; Blenniidae.
GGAAGUCGAGCAGACGCUCCGCCGGUGUUGAUGUGGCGCGGCUCGGUGCGGCACAGCACGGAAACAAACUGAACUCAGUGGCAGUGAUUUUUAUCAGAGCGAUGUCAGUAAAGUCACGAGCGCUCUGACGGGUUUCGAACCGGCCGCUCGUCGGUGUCGCAGCUAGCAGCUAGCCCGCCGGGGGCUAACGGGGCUAAUUGGAGCUAACCGGAUCAUCGGGAGGGGCGAGGGCGAGCUGACCCGGGUUCAAUGGAGGCGGGACGAAGCGGGCGGACGAGCUCGGCGGCGCAGCCGUGAAGGAUGCUCCAGGGCCCCUCGGGGACCCUGGACCGGCCCCUGGUCCGGCUGCCCUUCACCAGCUUUGCUGUGGCGACGGUGCUGCUGCCGCUGACCGGCCUGCUGGCCUGCCUCUUCAUCUCCCUCCUCUACCACUUCCAGGACGCCACCUACACACACUGCCAGGUGACGAACUUGCUGCCGUCCAUCAGCGCCGCCAUCAGCCGCGUCCCGGAGCGUUACAUCUGGCGCGGCUGCAUCGGCCUGCACUCGGCGCCGCGCUACCUGGUGACCGCCGCCUACUUCAGCUUCUACCGCGCCCGCUUCGCCGGGCGGCUGGCGGAGCUGCUGCUGAGCGCCGCCGCGCUCCUCUGCAGCCUGGUGGAGAACACCGGGCUGCUGCUGCUCACCUACGUGUCGUCCACCGAGUCCUACAGCCUCCACAAAAACGGCUUCAUCGCGUUCGUGUCGAGCUCGCUGCUGCACAUGCUGAUUACAUGCAGGCUGUGGUAUGUGAUCAAGAGGCACUACGUCAACCCCGAGGAGCUGAAGUCGUACCGCUGGAAGCUGCGUCUCUUCCUGGCGAACGUGAGCUGCUGCCUCCUCGCCUUCUACUUCUUCAGACGCCACAACACGUACUGCGAGCCAGGAAUGUACACCCUGUUUGCCUUCUUCGAGUACCUGGUGGUCUUCUCCAACAUGGCCUUCCACAUGACGGCUUUCUUCGACUUCAGCAGUAAGGAGGUGCUGGUGGCGACGCCGCCGGAGGACAAGCGCUACUGAGGAUCGGGUCGCUCCGCACAACAAGUUUUAUUUAAUUAAUAAAUGUUUAAAACGGAGCAGCUCUGGUC